AGGGUUAAGAGCAGCUCAUGUCGCUUGUUUGCAAAUUCCUACAGGAAGGAAAUAGAGAACUGCGCUGAGCGAAAGGUCGAUAGGCAUUUUCGGUCUAACACCCAGUGGACUUGAAGAGACAAGUUUCUUGCAAGAACACAGCUAACUACAAACAAGCUGCCAGAGAGUUUUAUUUUUAUGUCCAGCAAGAAAGUGUCAAAGUCAGCGAAAGUCAUCGCAAUUUAGGGACGUCGUAUUAGUCAUAUCUAGCUACAGACACGACAGCUACUAAGACGUUGAAUUCCCGAAACGCUGAAGUUUGUAACUUGGAUAUGGAGAGGUGUUUUACAGAAGUCUCGACCCCUGUGGCUCACGCUGUCUCUGUACAUACCUUGUGAAUUUCCUCUGACCCGGGGACCAUAAAGCAUUAUGAUGAAGUUUUAAAUAAUUUCCUCAAAUGUACCAAAGCUGAAGCUGCUGGUUGAACUUCAAGAUAAGCUCUGCAAGCACAGACACUUUCUCCAGUGGCUGAAACGACUUGUGCCCCAGACACGAUGGGGUUUGGCGAGGAGCUGUGGUGUGCCCAGGCCCACAGCUCCCUGCUGCGCCUGCAGGACUCCGAGCUGCGCCUCAUGGAGGUCAUGAAGAAGUGGAUAACGCAGAGAGCCAAGAGCGACCGCGAGUACUCGGCACAGCUGCACCAGAUGUCGGUCACAGUGGAGAAGUUAGACGGGCCCCAACAUGGCGGAGGACUUGACUACAUCAGCCAGCUCAACAAGUCCUGGAGCACUUUGGUGAAUCAGACUGAAAACCUGAGCCGGAUUCUACGCAAGCACUCUGAGGAUCUGUCCUCAGGACCCCUCAGCAAACUCACCCUGCUCAUUCGGGACAAGCAGCAGCUCCGCAAGACCUACGGAGAGCAGUGGAAUAAUUUGAACCAGGAGCUGAGCCGGGUGACACAAGCUGACCUGGAGAAAAUGAAGAGCUGUUACCGACAGCUGGUGCGGGACACAGUCCAGGCCAAGAAGAAGUACCAAGAGGCCUGCAAGGAUAAGGACCGGGAGAAGGCCAGGGAACGCUAUAUCAAGCAGACUCUCAAGCUGCACGAGAUGCACAAUGAAUACGUGCUGUCCGUGAAGGCAGCACAGCUGCACCACCAGCACCAUUACAGCCAGGCCCAGCCCGCGCUGCUCAAUGCCCUGCAGACCCUCCAGGAGGAGAUGGUGCUGGUGCUGAAGGAGAUCCUGCAGGAGUACUUUGACCUCUCCAGUCUAGUCCAAGAAGAAGUGGUGUCUGUCCACGGUGAGAUAGCCAGUGCUAUUGUGGCCAUUGAGCCCCGAAGAGAGUAUGAGAGCUUCAUCCAGCAGAACAGGUCUGUCGUGGAGGUGCCACCCAACGUAGUAUUUGACACUAGUCUCCUGGAGGAGACAGACAAUCUGAUUGCAGGAGAGCUCGAGCUGAACGAACUGACACUGGAGGGCAUCCAGCACCGGCUGACAUCUCUAGAGGAGGAGCUCAUGUCCAUCUCCAACUCCCUGGGCUCUCAGCAGGCCACCGUUAACCAGCUGGAACAGGACCUGCAGUUGGAGGAGAAGAAUGCCAACUUUGGACACAGGGUGUACCAGUUCAGUAAGCGUAACGCCCUAGAAGACAGCCGUCAGCAACUGCUUGUGACAAUGGGCAACCGUGCCAGGCUAGAGGCCCAGAGGAUGAUCCUGUCAGAGAAAAUCAACUCCCUGGGUUCCCAGGAGCCCCCUGCAAUCAUCCUAGAUGAUGAUCGUCUCUCUGUCUCCUCUGCUGAGCGAGAAAAAGACAAUAAUAAAGUCCUCAGUCUGGAGAUCCUCAAAAGUCACAUCUCUGGCAUUUUCAAACCAAAAUAUACGGUGCCCCCUCCUCUGCCCCUUAUCCCAGAGGUGCAGAAGCCCCUGUGCCAGCAAGGGUGGUACCACGGUGCCAUCCCGCGGCUGGAGGUGCAGGAGCUGCUGACGUGCGACGGUGACUAUCUGGUGCGGGAGAGCCAGGGCAAGCAGGAGUAUGUGCUCUCGGUGUGCUGGGGUGGGCAGUGCCGCCACUUCAUCAUCCAGAGCAUCAAUAAUAUGUACCGGCUGGAUGGCGAAGGUUUCCCCACGAUUCCCCUCCUGAUCAAUCACAUUGUGACCUCGAGACAGCAUGUAACCAAGAAGACAGACAUAGUCCUGAAGAGACCCAUCCUCAAGGACAAGUGGGUUCUAGACCAUGAUGAUGUCAUUCUUGGGGAGCACAUUGGUCGGGGAAAUUUUGGGGAGGUAUACAGUGGGCGCCUACAAUCUGAUAACACCCCAGUGGCGGUGAAGACCUGCCGUGCGAACCUGCCUGCGGACCUCAAGAACAAGUUCCUGAUGGAGGCUAGGAUUCUGAAGCAGUAUGACCAUCCCAACAUUGUGAAGCUGAUUGGAGUGUGCACCCAGAAACAGCCCAUCUACAUUGUCAUGGAGCUGGUCCAGGGAGGAGACUUCCUGUCGUUUCUGCGGAGUGAGGGUCAGCGUUUGAAGCCAAAGACGCUCAUUAAGAUGGUGGAGAACGCUGCCUCGGGCAUGGCCUAUCUGGAGGGCAAGAAGUGCAUCCACCGAGACCUGGCCGCACGGAACUGUCUGGUGGCCGAGAACUACGUGGUGAAGAUCAGUGACUUCGGGAUGUCUCGCGAGGAGGAGGAUGGGGUGUACUCUACAACAGGAGGGAUGAAGCAGAUCCCUGUCAAGUGGACUGCCCCCGAAGCCCUGAACUAUGGGCGCUACACCUCCGAGAGUGAUGUCUGGAGUUUUGGAAUUUUGUUGUGGGAGACCUUCUCUUGUGGCAUCACCCCCUACUCCACCAUGACAAAUCAGCAGACGCGAGACGAAGUGGAAAAAGGCUACAGAUUGCCCGCUCCAGAUGGAUGCCCAGCGGACGUGUAUGCCCUGAUGUGCCAAUGCUGGCAAUAUGACCCACGGAAACGGCCCACCUUCCAGGUGCUGCAGAAGGAACUGAGCUGUCUACUUCGCAAGACCCGGUGACCACAGAGCACACGUCGGAGUCAGGCCACAGCUCAGCUCAGAGCGCCGCUUUUAUCUGAUCUCAUCUGUCACCGGGUACCUUGAAGGUUUGAUGUCUGAGCACCAUCCUUGGAAAGCUUUUCAUAAAGUAGUUCUAAAUUAUCUUCAGAAUUAAAUGUGAUUUUAUUUGCUCAAUGAGGCAAUAGGUACUGCGUGUACUGUUUGAACAUUACUUUGAUCUGUGAUCUUUAGACCAUGUAUCUAUAUUGGCAGAAAGAUUUAUCUACAGCAGGCUAAAUAUAAGUGUGGGGCUGUUGAACUACACUGUUGCUAGUAAAGGUGAGAACAGCUCUGUAACAUUAGAUAAUGCUGUCGCUGGCUGUUUUUCUUAAGGUUUGUCAGUACUGUAAAUUCUAAGACAUUCUUGAUUACUCAUACUUCAUGUAUCGUACAAUAAUUGUACUGAAAUCAUAAGACCACUAGCUGUCAGGUCUAAGUGCUUAAAAAGCCCACUGUUGGGAAAGCUACAGCUGAGAAGAGUAUUGCUAACUCCGAUGUGCUUUGAGGUAGACAUCUUGAUCAGCAGAUUACCACGAUCUUCUACCCUGCAUGUACAGCAGUAAGUCUGCUCAACGUCAUUUGUUUGAACCUGAAUGUAAGACGGUAAUGUUUUUUUAAUUGCUGCAAACGUUUGAAGUAACUAAAUUGGAAAAAAAAAACAGAUGUGGUUUUAUA
This is a messenger RNA of Lepisosteus oculatus (spotted gar), 3725 nucleotides long. RefSeq names its product FES proto-oncogene, tyrosine kinase (gene fes). Gene Ontology annotation, biological process: peptidyl-tyrosine phosphorylation; regulation of mast cell degranulation; cell adhesion. The record is from RefSeq and is a predicted model, not a curated record. NCBI's taxonomy places the organism in Eukaryota, Metazoa, Chordata, Actinopteri, Semionotiformes, Lepisosteidae. Gene Ontology annotation, molecular function: non-membrane spanning protein tyrosine kinase activity; ATP binding.